UGCCUUCACCAAAAGGGUCAGUAGGGAGGGAGAAAUGGCCAGAAGGUUGCUGCCAGCCCAGGUUCAGGAGACUGUGACAUUCAGAGAUGUGGCCGUGUUCUUCAGUCAGGACGAAUGGUUGUGCCUGGACUCUGCCCAGAGAACGUUGUACCGGAAGGUGAUGCUGGAGAACUACAGCAACCUGGUCUCAGUAGGGAUUCUGUUUUCCAAGCCAAAGGUCAUCUCUCAGUUAGAGCAAGGGGAAGACCCCUGGAUGGUGGAAAAUGGAGUUCCUCAAGGUGCAUGUGUAGAUAUCUGCCAGCUCUACCUCCAAAACAUCCCAGGUGUGCCCACCUCUUUCCUUCUCCACCACCGCAUGCCAGAGCCAGCUACCAUCUUCUCCAUCCAGGAGGGUGCAGUGGCCUCCUAUGGGCUGCUCUGCACCUGCCCCUGUUCUCUUCCCCCACCUCCAGGAUGGGAGAGCUUGUUUGAAACCAGAGUUUCCAAAGAAGAAAAUGAAGAAGACAUGAAAAAGCUUAUAGCCGAUGGACCUUUUGACUUCAGCUUGGGAAAAACCUACAUAAAUGUGAACAAGUUAGAGAAGCGACAAGGCAAAAAGAACAAACUUGUCAGGAAAGUAUUAAUUACCAUGAAAAAAACCUGUGUGAAGGAGAAGAUCUUUAAAGGCAUUGAACUUGGGAAGAAUCUUGGUCUAUCAUCACUUAUUAGAAAACCCAGAAUUGUUUCUAGAGGAAGGAAACCUCGUUCACAGCAGUAUUCAAUUCUAUUUAAACAACUGGGAGUCAACACAGUGCAUAAAUGUUAUAAAUGUAACAUCUGUGGGAAAAUCUUCCUCCACAGUUCUUCCCUGAGUAAACAUCAAAGAAUCCAUACUGGAGAGAAGCUCUAUAAAUGUAAGGAAUGUAGAAAAGCUUUCAGCCAAAGCUCUUCCCUAACUCAGCACCUGAGAGUUCAUACUGGAGAGAAACCUUACGUGUGUAGUGAAUGUGGGAAAGCCUUCAGUUUCACCACAUCUCUUAUUGGACACCAGAGGAUGCAUACUGGAGAGAGACCCUAUAAAUGUAAGGAAUGUGGAAAAACUUUUAAAGGCAGUUCAUCCCUUAAUAAUCACCAGCGAAUUCAUACUGGAGAAAAGCCCUAUAAGUGUACUGAAUGUGGAAGAGCCUUUAGUCAGUGCUCAUCUCUCAUUCAGCAUCAUAGAAUUCAUACUGGAGAGAAACCAUAUGAAUGUAGUCAGUGUGGGAAAGCCUUUACUUCCAUAUCACGGCUAAGUAGACACCAUCGAAUUCAUACUGGAGAGAAGCCCUUUCAUUGCAACGAGUGUGGGAAAGUAUUCAGUUAUCAUUCGGCCCUUAUUAUACAUCAGAGAAUUCACACUGGUGAGAAACCGUAUGCAUGUAAAGAAUGUGGUAAAGCCUUCAGCCAAAGCUCAGCUCUUAUACAGCAUCAAAGAAUUCACACUGGAGAAAAACCCUACAAAUGUAAUGAAUUAUGUGGGAAAGCCUUCAGACAGAGUUCAUCUCUUAUGACACAUAUGAGAAUUCAUACGGGAGAAAAGCCUUAUAAAUGUAAAGAAUGUGGGAAAGCUUUUAGUCAGAGCUCAUCUCUUACUAAUCAUCAGAGGACUCAUAAUUGAGAAAAACUGUAUAUAUACAUGUGGGAAAUCUUCCAACUGAAGUUCAUUCCAUACUAAAUAUCAAAGAAUUCAUCCUGGGGAGAAAGUGAUGAAUAGUUAAUUGUGAGUGAAACUUCAGAAGUUAGACCUCAUCAAACAUCAGAGACUUUAUGAUGCAAGGCAGCCUUGGAAAUAUUAGGAAAGCUUCUGUGAAAAUUUUUUUCAUAUGUUAUUUGUUUGUUUUGGCAGUUGGCUAGUACAGG
Messenger RNA from Galeopterus variegatus (Sunda flying lemur), 1878 nucleotides. RefSeq names its product zinc finger protein 879 (gene ZNF879). Gene Ontology annotation, biological process: negative regulation of transcription by RNA polymerase II. Bases 35 to 1636 code for a protein of 533 amino acids. Gene Ontology annotation, molecular function: DNA-binding transcription repressor activity, RNA polymerase II-specific. NCBI's taxonomy places the organism in Eukaryota, Metazoa, Chordata, Mammalia, Dermoptera, Cynocephalidae. The record is from RefSeq and is a predicted model, not a curated record. The transcript has 6 exons.